Messenger RNA from Jatropha curcas, 1978 nucleotides. It is a transcript of the gene SKS18, whose product is annotated as SKU5 similar 18. Lineage: Eukaryota; Viridiplantae; Streptophyta; Magnoliopsida; Malpighiales; Euphorbiaceae. The record is from RefSeq and is a predicted model, not a curated record. Gene Ontology annotation, molecular function: copper ion binding; oxidoreductase activity.
AGAACUCUUUUAACUCUACACUAUACAUCUAAAUCUCAAUCCUUUAGAGUUUGAUUUCAAUGAGAGUCCAAGAGAGACCACAUUUUCAAUAGUUGAAAAACCAACAACAAGAACAAAUAGAGAUGAAGAGAGGAAGAUAGAAAACAAGCGGAAGAGAUGAAGUCUUUCAACUUCGUAACAGAAGUUAUCUUCCUCUGUUUUUUUCUAACAACAAAGUUUAUUGCGAACGCUGAAAAUCAUUACUAUGACUGGAGUGUCAAUUUGUCUCUCCGUGCUCCUCUUGGCAUCACGAAAGAGGUGAUUGUAAUCAAUGGACAGUUUCCAGGACCAGUCUUGAAUGUCACGACAAACGAUGUUGUGACGAUUAACAUCCAUAAUAACUUGGAUGAUCCAUUUCUAAUGACAUGGAACGGAGUGCAACUAAGGAGAAAUUCAUGGCAAGAUGGAGUUCAAGGGACUAACUGCCCUAUUAAGCCUGGAAAAAAUUGGACUUACAGUUUUCAGUUUAAAGAUCAGAUUGGUAGUUUCUUUUAUUUCCCUACACUUCUCUUGCAUAAAGCUGCUGGUGGGUACGGUGCUAUUCAUGUCAACAAUCGCUAUGUCAUUCCCCUUCCAUUUCCGCGACCAUUUCAAGAUAUUGAUGUGCUUAUUGGAGAUUGGUUCAAUGCAGAUUACAGGUACUUGAGAGCUUCCAUUGAUGAAGGGAAAACUUUGCCCUUGCCUGAUGGAAUUCUCAUCAAUGGACUCGGACCAAAUCAAUCAGUUUUUCAUUUCCAACCAGGGGCUACAUACAGGCUAAGAAUUACAAAUGUGGGCUUGAAAACGUCCCUGAACUUUAGAAUUGAGGAUCAUUUGUUGCAGUUGGUGGAGACAGAAGGAUCUUACUUAACUAAGCAAUAUCAAACUAGUUUAGACAUCCAUGUAGGUCAAUCUUAUUCAGUUUUAGUCACCGCGAAGAAUCACACCAACAAUGGCAGAUCCUAUUACAUGGUUGCAAGCUCUCGUUUCACUGAUUCUGAACUGUUUGGCAUUGGUAUUAUUUGGUAUCCAGACUCUUUCGCGUACCCUUCUGGUCCUCUUCCUCAAGGACCAUCCCUAAUGGAUUAUGGCUUCUCCUUAAACCAAGCCCGAUCAAUGAGGUGGGACUUAGGAGUAGGAGCUGCUAGGCCAAAUCCUCAAGGUUCUUAUCACUAUGGAAGUAUAAAUGUGUCGCGGACAUUGGUACUUGAAAAUGCUGAUAUGUUUGAUGGAAGAAAAAUAGUUUAUACGAUCAAUGGAGUCUCAAAUGUGCAUCCAAACACACCUUUAAAAUUAUUAGACUAUUUUCAGAUCAACGAUGUGGUUAAACCUAUACUCAUUUCUGAGAGACCAUUUCCUGGACUCCUAGUGCAAGGGGUUUCAGUUAUUUAUGCUAAUUACCGUGACUUUUACCAUAUUGUUUUUCAAAAUCGUUUUGCUGAAGUGCAGACAUGGCACAUUGACGGUUACAAUGUAUUCGUUGUUGGAAUGGAUUAUGGAACGUGGGAUGAGAGUAAGAAAGAAACGUACAAUCUGAUUGAUGCUGUUUCUCGUUCUUCGUUUCAGGUUUAUCCGGCUUCAUGGACGGCAGUGAUGGUGAAGUUGGAUAACCAAGGAAUGUGGAAUCUGAGAUCACAGGAUGCAGUGCGGACAUACCUUGGACAAGAGCUUUAUAUAAGAGUGAAAGGCAUUGGACACGAAGAUCCAUCAACUAUUUCUCCAAGAGAUGAACUACCAAUUCCUCAUAAUGCAAUUUUAUGUGGAAAGGUUGCACACCUGUAAAUUAGGAUUUAUUUUUGUUAAGAUGUUGAUCAGUUUUAACUCGUUGAUAUAUUUUAGUUUAUAUGGUUUUUGAACACUCUGAAUUGUUAGAGAUGUGGUAAAACUUUUUUAUGUAUCUUACGAAUUUAAUGAGAGGUUAACAUUUGUUAUAAAUGAAAAUUUUCAUAUUAAAAAUUUA